Salvelinus namaycush (lake trout) is the source of this 4783-nucleotide messenger RNA. Its product is annotated as disks large homolog 1-like. Gene Ontology annotation, molecular function: kinase binding. The record is from RefSeq and is a predicted model, not a curated record. The transcript has 25 exons. The coding region runs from base 776 to 3736 and encodes 986 amino acids. Gene Ontology annotation, biological process: chemical synaptic transmission; neurotransmitter receptor localization to postsynaptic specialization membrane. NCBI's taxonomy places the organism in Eukaryota, Metazoa, Chordata, Actinopteri, Salmoniformes, Salmonidae. Gene Ontology annotation, cellular component: neuron projection; postsynaptic density membrane; neuromuscular junction.
GAGGAGGGGAGAGCGCCGAGCAAGGGAACUUUGACUUGUGGAAAUAUUGCCGGACCGAGAGAGAUAAAAGCAUGAGAGCGGGAAACGAAUAAUUCAGCACUCAGAAACAAAAAGAGGAUUUACUCCCUAAAUGCACAGACUGAACUUUGGGAUUCGUUACUCGCAGUUUCUUCUGCCACUUUGAACUGCACUGCACAUGUUCUCAGAUUUUCAGGCUGCUCAAUGAAUUGCACCGUACAGAGCUGGGCUUGCUGAGAACCGGUUUGUUUAUGUUUAGUGUAUGAGAAUUGAUUGGAGAUACGAACGUGACAUACGACAAUAGUGUUUCACAUAGCUGUUAGUGGUUAACUGGUGCCGGAAUCUUGCCCUGCGCUGUCUCUCUAUUGGCGGUUGGCAGUAACCUAAAUGAACCCUGUCAGUUAGCCCUGCCAGGGAUACAAGCUGGUCACAUUGGCAUUCACGGCGGGUCAUCUGAAUAGGCUAUAAUCUACCAAAAAAAUCGGAUUCAUUGCGUGUUUGUAGUCCAGUAAGAAAAAACGGUGCCUUUUGUAGUCUAUUGAACAGGCGGGAGCUAUAGCGCACAUUGCGUUUUUUGAGGAAAGAAGAGACUAGUUUCUGUUCAUGCUAAAACGGUGCAAACUCCUGGCUCUGCCCCUCUGGCAACUGUAGCAAAGGAUAUCUGAAGCAAGGGAGUGUAGGCAGGCUACUACACCAAACAUUAGCCUGCACGAAACAGUGCCUGCGUUUACUUUUCCUGCUGCACUUGGGAGCUGUCAUGCCUAUACGAAAGAAAGAUGCUCAAAGAGCUUUACUGCUCAUGGAGGAAUACAAGACGAAACUUGGACAGACAGAAGACCGACAACUCAGACAAUCACUAGAAAGAGUCAUCAACAUCUUCCAGAGCAACCUCUUCCAAGCCUUGAUAGAUAUCCAGGAGUUUUAUGAAGUGACCUUACAGGAAGGCCAGACAUCUGUCGAGCCAGUCAAGCCUGCAGAGCCCCCCGCUCCCCCUGUCACCCUGUGGGACUUCUCCAGCCUUCCCUCCCCCUCUACCGCUGUCACAUCUGACACCCUGCCCAGCAGCCUUACGUCCAGCAUAGAGAAGUACAGGAUUCAGGAUGAGGAUGGUUCUACCCCCCAGCAGGACCAGGGUCAGUCUCAGGCCUGUCCCCAGCACCCCUACCCCAGCCUGGAGGAGGGAGGCAGAGAGCGGGAGCUGCCAGGGAGCCACCACGGGACCCUCCGCAGCCACCAUGGAGGAGGAACCCUGGAUGGGUACCACCACGGCAGGGGAGAGAGAGAGGGCAGGGGGGAGGGACGGCCAGAGCUGGUCCAGGUAGCAGAGAAAAACCUGUCUCAGAUAGAGAACGUCCAUGGAUAUGUCUCCCACGCACACAUCUCCCCUAUGAAGCAGCCAGAUGUGGUGGUCCCGCCCCCCGUACCCAUAAUCCCUGUGAUCCCCAUCCCAGCCGAGACCACUCCUGUCAUCUCUCCACCCUCCUCUCUGCCUGCACCCGCGUCACCCACGUCACAGGCAAACCCACCUCCUGUGGUGGUCAACACAGACAGCUUGGACAGCCCCCCAUACGCGAAUGGAUCUGAAGCAGAUUAUGAAUAUGAGGAGAUCACACUGGAACGGGGUAACUCUGGGUUGGGCUUCAGUAUUGCUGGGGGGACAGAUAACCCCCACAUUGGCGAAGACCCCAGUAUCUUCAUCACCAAGAUUAUCCCUGGGGGAGCUGCAGCUCAGGAUGAACGUCUCAGAGUGAAUGACUGCAUCCUGAGAGUGAACGAGGCUGACGUGAGGGAAGUGACCCACAGUAAGGCUGUGGAGGCCCUGAAGGAGGCCGGCUGCAUCGUCAGGCUCUACAUCCGCAGGAGAAAAGCCCUCUCGGAGAAGAUCCUGGAGCUCAAACUAGUCAAAGGUCCCAAAGGGCUAGGAUUCAGUAUUGCGGGGGGAGUAGGGAACCAGCACAUUCCAGGAGACAACAGCAUCUAUGUCACCAAGGUCAUCGAGGGAGGGGCUGCACACAAAGACCAGAGGCUGCAGAUAGGAGACAAACUAUUGGCUGUAAAUAGCGCUUGCCUUGAGGACGUGAGUCACGAGGAUGCCGUGGCAGCCUUGAAAAACACCCCUGAUGUGGUUUACUUGAAAGUGGCGAAGCCCACCAGUGUCUUCAUGAACGACAGUUUCGCUCCCCCCGACAUCACCAACUCGUAUUCCCCUCACAUGGAUAACCAUAUCAGCCCUUCCAACUACCUGAGCCGGCCCCAUACCCCCGCCACGCCUGGACGCUACUCGCCCGUCCCCAAGAGCAUGCUAGGAGACGACGAGGUUACGAGGGAGCCCAGGAAGGUGGUGUUACAUCGUGGUUCUACAGGCCUGGGUUUUAACAUCGUAGGAGGAGAGGAUGGAGAAGGGAUCUUUAUCUCCUUCAUCCUGGCUGGUGGACCAGCUGACCUCUGUGGAGAGCUUCGCAAAGGAGACCGCAUCAUCUCAGUGAAUGGGGUCGACCUGCGCAGUGCAACCCAUGAGCAGGCUGCUGCAGCUCUGAAGAAUGCUGGACAGACGGUUACCAUCACAGGCCAGUACAGGCCAGAGGAGUACAGUCGGUUUGAAGCCAAAAUCCAUGAUCUACGUGAACAGAUGAUGAACAGCAGUAUCAGCAGUGGCUCUCUGCGGACCAGCCAGAAGAGAACGCUCUAUGUCAGGGCUCUGUUUGACUAUGACAGGGCGAAGGACUCGGGGCUGCCCAGCCAGGGGCUCAACUUCCACUUUGGAGACAUCCUUCAUGUGGUGAAUGCCUCCGAUGACGAGUGGUGGCAGGCACGUCAGGUGACCCAUGAAGGAGAGGUGGAAGAGGUUGGAGUCAUCCCUAGCAGGAGGAGGGUUGAAAAAAAAGAGAGAGCGCGGUUAAAGACAGUCAAAUUCAACGCCCGGUCUCAAGACAAAGUGCAGUCAUUCAAUGACAAGCGUAAAAAGAACCUAUUUUCCCGAAAGUUCCCUUUCUACAACAAGAGCAAGGAGCACAGCGAGCAGGAAACGAGCGAUGUUGACCAGCAUGUUACCUCUAACGCCAGUGAUAGUGAAAGUAGUUACCGUGGCCAGGAGGAGUACGUCCUGUCCUACGAGCCAGUCACACAGCAGGAAGUGAACUACACACGGCCUGUCAUCAUCCUGGGGCCAAUGAAAGACCGCAUCAAUGAUGACCUCAUCUCAGAGUUCCCCGACAAAUUUGGGUCCUGUGUCCCACACACGACCAGACCGAAGCGGGAUUACGAAGUGGAUGCCAGAGACUACCAUUUUGUGGUGUCCAGGGAGCAGAUGGAGAAAGACAUCCAGGACCACAAGUUCAUUGAGGCGGGCCAGUACAACAACCACCUGUAUGGAACCAGCGUCCAGUCUGUACGGGAGGUCGCUGAGAAGGGGAAGCAUUGCAUCCUGGAUGUUUCAGGCAACGCCAUCAAGCGAUUGCAAUCGACCAUGCUCUACCCCAUCGCUAUUUUCAUCAAGCCCAAGUCUGUGGAGAAUAUCCUGGAGAUGAAUAAGAGGCUAACAGAGGACCAGGGGAGGAAGACAUUUGACCGAGCCAUGAAGCUGGAGCAGGAGUUCACUGAGCACUUCACUGCUAUAGUCCAGGGGGACUCUCUGGAGGAGAUUUAUAACACGGUGAAGAGGAUCAUCGAGGAGCAGUCAGGACCCUUCAUCUGGGUGCCUGCCAAGGACAAGUUGUGAAGGAGGACAGAAGAGAUUACCUUUUUUUUUGUUGCCGUCCUCAUUUUCUUCUUUGAUUUUACGUCUAAUUUUAUGCCCUGAGCAUAGGACCCCCCCUUCACUUAUACCCCCUCCCCCGCCGCCGUCCUGCUCCCCUCUGUCACACUGGCUGGUGUCGUUACAUUAGUGUCUGGGGAUCUGAUCACGCAUAGACCCACAUACACACACACACACACACACACACACACACACACACACAAUUCUUUAAUGUUUUCUUUAUAACACACACAAAAUUCUUUAAUGUUUUCUUUAUCACACACACACUCUCUCUCUCUCUCUCUCUCUCUCUCUCUCUCUGGUGUUUUCUUGGGCUGUCCUUGUCUCUGGAUGUUUUUCCUGCUAAGGAGGUACGGGCUUUGGCGACCAGCAUCUUAUGGGGAGAUUUUUAUGGUACAAGUCCUUAAUGUUUAAGGAACAUGAUUUAGAUGCAUAUAUAUACAAAUAAUAAAUCAUUUCUUGUACUUUUUUUUUCUUUUUUUCUUCAUAUUAUUGAAAGGGAAUGCAUUCAUGUGUGGGUUAGUAAAGGAUAUGACAUGAGGCUAAACAUUGCACGUUAUAGCUUUAAAAGAGCAUGUUUCAGAGUGUUCUGAUCAUUCCCUCGUCAUGUUAUCCCUCGUCAUGUUUUUGUUGUUCUUUAGUUGUCCUUUGUCUCUGCUCACAUGACAGCCAUACUAUUCAAACUGCACAGAGGGACCUGAGGUUAGAGAGUGAUGAGUGGACUUCACUCUGGCACACAAAAGGCUGUUUCUUAUCAUAGCCGCCUUCACUGACUUUACGAUCCCUGUUGAUUUGAUUCUGUUCUUUGUCAAUAAGCUUUUGGGUGGUUAAUUUCCUGAACAGGAAUAGAGUAAAUGAAAGUCUGUUUUUUAAACUGACUCCAGGUGUAUUAGUAGUAGUAGGAAGGAAGCAAAAACCGAAAGAAUUUAUUGUACACUGAGAUUUUAACGUAUAUUUAACCCUCAGUCUACUGCCUAUUUUGUUAUAAUAAAAAGUCUAUAUUGAGCUUUA